GUCCUGCCGCGGUUUUUCAGCACAUCUGGGUCUGGCCCAGAGGCGCUGAGAUAUACAGAAAAAUGGAGUAUAUGACAGAACCUGUGAAGCACACACCUGGACACAUCUUGUGCUGCAACUGUGGUGCCCCGAUGAGUCCGAAUCCUGCCAGUGUUCGCGUGGCUUGUCUGCGAAGUCAAGUAGAUACCAGCCAAGGCAUUCCGAAACAAGUCUCUCUAUCUUUCUGCAAACAAUGCCAAAGAUAUUUCCAGCCACCAGGAACUUGGAUACAAUGUGCCUUAGAAUCCAGGGAACUUCUUGCUUUGUGUUUGAAAAAAAUCAAAGCCCCUCUGAGUAAGGUACGUCUCGUAGAUGCAAGCUGUGUUUGGACUGAGCCCCAUUCUAAGAGACUUAAAGUUAAACGAACUAUUCAGAAAGAGGGGAUGAAUGGUGCUAUCCUUCAGCAAGUGUUUGUGCUGGAUUAUGUUGUUCAGCCCCAGAUGUGUGGAGAUUGCCAUAGAGUGGAAGCUAAGGAUUUCUGGAAGGCUGUGGUUCAAGUCAGGCAAAAGACUUUGCACAAAAAAACUUUCUACUAUCUGGAACAGCUGAUUUUGAAAUAUGGCAUGCACCAGAAUACACUUCGUAUCAAAGAGAUUCAUGGUGGUCUGGAUUUCUAUUAUUCCUCAAAACAACAUGCUCAGAAGAUGGUAGAAUUUCUUCAGUGUACUCUUCCCACUAGAUACAAAGCCUCACAGAGACUGAUCUCUCAGGAUAUCCAUAGUAACACAUACAAUUACAAAAGCACCUUCUCUGUGGAAAUUGUUCCAAUAUGCAAGGAUAAUGUUGUUUGUCUGUCUCCAAAACUGGCACAAAGCCUGGGGAACAUGAACCAGAUAUGUGUGUGUAUUCGAGUAACCAGGGUCAUCCAUCUCAUAGAUCCAAAUACCCUACAAGUUGCAGAUAUUGAUGGGAACACUUUCUGGAGUCACCCUUUCAAUAGUUUUUGCCAUCCCAAACAGCUAGAGGAGUUUAUUGUUAUGGAAUGCAGCAUAGUCCGAGAUCUAAAACGCAGUGCAGGUGCUGGAAUGGUAUCAAAAAAGCAUACCCUCGGGGAAGUCUGGGUACAGAAAACAUCUGAAAUGAAUACAGAUAAACAGUAUUUUUGUUGCACUUAUUUGGGACAUCUUCUAAAUCCUGGAGACCUGGUGUUGGGGUUUGAUCUGGCCAACUGUAACUUAAAUGACGAGCAUGUCAACAAAAUGAAAUCAGAUAGAGUCCUAGAUGCGGUGUUAAUCAAGAAGAGCUAUGACCGUACCAAACGUCAGUGUCUUAGAAACUGGAAACUGAAAGAGCUUGCAAGAGAUAGAGAAAACAUGGAUACAGAUGAAGAAAGGCAACACCAAGAUUUCCUUGAAGAUCUUGAAGAAGACGAGGCAAUUAGAAAAAAUGUGAAUAUUUAUAGAGAUUCAACGAUUCCUGUGGAAAGUGACACAGAUGAUGAAGGAGCACCUCGAAUUAGUCUGGCUGAGAUGCUUGAAGACCUUCACAUUUCCCAAGAUGCUACUGGUGAAGAAGGUGAAUCGAUGAUGACCUAACGAGAUCAUGUUGUAGAUGGUUUCC
This is a messenger RNA of Physeter macrocephalus (sperm whale), 1599 nucleotides long. Its product is annotated as 60S ribosomal export protein NMD3-like. The record is from RefSeq and is a predicted model, not a curated record. The coding region runs from base 63 to 1574 and encodes 503 amino acids. Gene Ontology annotation, biological process: ribosomal large subunit export from nucleus. Gene Ontology annotation, cellular component: nucleus; cytoplasm. Gene Ontology annotation, molecular function: ribosomal large subunit binding. NCBI's taxonomy places the organism in Eukaryota, Metazoa, Chordata, Mammalia, Artiodactyla, Physeteridae. The transcript has a single exon.